AUGCAGCCCACGAGGACAAAGGCUGAGCUUCAGCAGCAGAAGAACAAGCUUGCAAACUCCUACAAUGAGCUUCUAGAAGAGUUCUCUGCGAAAGAUUUGAGACAUGUUGGCAACUACACACUGGGGAGAUUGAUAGGAAAGGGCUCCUUCGGGAAGGUUUAUCUCGCAAGACAUAAUCUCACCAACGGUUCGAAGGUUGUUCUUAAAUCCGCGAGAAGAGACGAUGCAAACCUUGCCCGCGAAAUCCACCAUCACAGACAGUUUAUACACCCUCAUAUCGCUCGGCUCUACGAAGUCAUCGUGACGGAGAACCUGGUCUGGCUGGUGCUCGAAUACUGCCCCGGUGAUGAAUUAUACAACUACCUGACAAAGCAAGGUGCUCUGCCCCUGGAUAAAGUCCAAAAGAUCUUCACACAGCUUGUGGGCGCCGUCGCAUAUAUCCACAACAAAUCGUGUGUUCAUCGCGACCUGAAGCUUGAAAACGUGCUCUUGGACAAGAACGAAAAUGUGAAAUUAUGCGACUUUGGAUUUACUAGGGAGUAUGAAGGAAAAAGCAAUUAUCUCCAGACCUUCUGCGGUACAGUCUGUUAUAGCGCGCCUGAGAUGCUGAGAGGGGAGAAGUAUGCCGGCGAAAAGGUCGAUGUUUGGAGUCUGGGAAUAAUUCUGUUUGCAUUGUUAGCGGGCGAACUACCAUUUGACGAAGAUAACGAUCAAGCGACGAAAGAAAAGAUCCUUAGAGAGGAACCCAAAUAUCCCGCGAACAUGCCUGACGACGCCAAAAGUCUGAUUGGAAAGCUUCUGUCGAAACGACCCUUGUUACGGCCAAGUCUGGCCGAUAUUCUAGCCGAUCCCUUUUUAUCAGAUCACGCUCCGCAGCAGCAGGCGCUGUUGAAGCUAACUCAGCCAGCGCCUUUCAGCACUCCGCUGGAGAAAACCACACUGGAGCGCAUGCGCAGUGCAGGCGUUGACAUUGAACUGGUCAUUGAAAACGUCCUCUCCCAACGGUGUGAUGGAUUGGCAGGCUGGUGGACAUUGCUGAUAGAGAAGGAGGAGCGGAAAGAGAAGAGACGUGAGCGUAAGCGCAAGGAGAAAGAGUUGGAGGCGAAGCUCAUUCGACGACUUAGUGGCGCCAGCACUCGACUGGACAGAGUUGCGCCAACUUUGGUCGAGGUUGACGAGGAAGGUCAGUCACCUGCCAUAAAGGAUGCUACUCAGAACCGAGGACGAACAGAGCGGAGAAGUACACCGCACAUACUCAUUUCCGAUCUGCCUGAUCUACCUGAAGGCUCUGCCGUCGAAAGCCCCAAAUCCGAAAUGCCCCCCAUACCCAUCGAGAAAGAUGGCACACGAUCAGCCAGUUCCUCGCGUCCACCACCACCACCUAAAGAGCACCGCCGAAGAUCGAGUGAUCUGCGGCUGAAUGCGCCAGCCUCAGAAUCCCUCGCUGUCACCAAUGGGAUUCAAAAGCAACGCCCCUCUCGUCGUCAUCAGCAUUCUUUGUUGAAUCAGCUAGCUUCUCUCAAGCAUUGGCUGGUCGAGUCUGCGAAGCGAGCGCGGUCGCCAGCCAAAUCCUCGUCUAGCACUUCUAAUCAUAAGGGUGCGUCACUGAAGGAAAAAGAGGCUAGCUCAAAACAACCAAAUAUUCUGAGGGCCUCUGGGGCACACCAGCGCAAUGUGUCCCAAGCCACGGAUCGUACUCACUCUUCGACCGGAAAACCUGUCACUCCCAAGUCAGCGCGGUACCUAAAUCACACGUCAAACUCUCGCCCCUCUUCACUUGUACUACAACCCAGAAUAGAUACUCGGAACAGUCGCCACCGAGACUCACUGUCACCCUCCCCGUUGACAUCUCACUCGUCCUUCCGACGAAGUCAUCCUGGACUUCGAGGGCGUAAAUCGACCUCUUCUUCAGUCUCCUCCAUCCGCAGUAUUCAUCACCACCACACUCAAAGUAAAGCGUCUUCGGUCUCCUCAAACAGCAUUGACACGGUGCAUACUCCUACCGGCAAGUCCGCUAGAUCUCCUCAUACUUCCAUCAAAGUGCUUCCUGCAACACCCAGUGCAAGCACAAAGCUUCCAUCAAACGUUCGACCGGGACGUCCUUCGCUUGGCAACAGCGAGGGAAGCGUGUAUAAUGAAGCCACUCCGGUUGCUGGCAGCGGAGACCACGGUUUUUCUGGCUCUAGUGGUCUUGUUUUCGCUCGACGGAAGAAGUCGGCCUUCAAGGGUCCUAUGCUAAAUACCAGCUUGUUUGCGCAUAGCGUGCCUGGCGGGUCAGGCACGCCAGGUCUUCGUGGGCGAGAGGACAGUCGUCCGGACAGACAUCUGGGUGUCAGACGGAGCACAAGCGGUAGAAGCCGUAGCCGGAAAAGACGCAGCGUGGUGAUCGAGGAGGAAGAGGAAGAAGACGAGCAAGAGGCCGAAGAGGUUGAGGCCUUUAGUCCCGUCGAAAUCCGUCGAGGCGAAAGUGUACACAGCAUUAUGAUCUGGGAUGAGCGGGUCGACCCUAAGCCGUCGGGUGGGUUUGGCUCGGAUGAACAACCAUCGGAAGAAGGGAGCAAGGUCACACCCGACUGA
Messenger RNA from Endocarpon pusillum Z07020, 2577 nucleotides. RefSeq lists its product as uncharacterized. The transcript is spliced from 5 exons. Lineage: Eukaryota; Fungi; Ascomycota; Eurotiomycetes; Verrucariales; Verrucariaceae. The coding region runs from base 1 to 2577 and encodes 858 amino acids. The record is from RefSeq and is a predicted model, not a curated record. Gene Ontology annotation, molecular function: protein kinase activity; ATP binding. Gene Ontology annotation, biological process: protein phosphorylation.